Messenger RNA from Rattus rattus (black rat), 2697 nucleotides. RefSeq names its product sodium/nucleoside cotransporter 2-like. Gene Ontology annotation, molecular function: purine nucleoside transmembrane transporter activity; nucleoside:sodium symporter activity. The record is from RefSeq and is a predicted model, not a curated record. The transcript is spliced from 18 exons. The coding region runs from base 145 to 2070 and encodes 641 amino acids. NCBI's taxonomy places the organism in Eukaryota, Metazoa, Chordata, Mammalia, Rodentia, Muridae. Gene Ontology annotation, biological process: retina homeostasis; nucleoside transmembrane transport. Gene Ontology annotation, cellular component: membrane.
AUUAGCAGCUCUCUCCGAGUCUUCAAGGCGCCAGAUUUGGAAGUCCAAGGCAUCUGGCUUUGUAACCUGAGCAGCUCCCAGGUUCUAGGCAUUGUCUGACUAGGUUGUGCGGCCCCACCUAGCACAUUCAGAGGAUAACAGGAGAUGGAGAAAUCAGAGAGAAGAAAGUCUGCUUCCCAGGACACAUCGGAGAAUGGCAUGGAGAACCCAGGCCUGGAGCUCAUGGAAGUCAGAAACCUUGAGCAAGGCAAAACACUGGAGGAAGUGACACAGGGACAUAGCCUGGAGGAUGGCUUGGGGCAUUCCUCUCUCUGGAGGAGGAUUCUUCAGCCCUUCACCAAGGCGAGAAGUUUCUAUGAAAGACAUGCUGCUUUAUUCAAAAAGAUCCUGCUUGGUCUCUUGUGUUUAGCCUAUGCUGCCUACCUCCUGGCAGCUUGCAUCCUGAACUUCCGGAGGGCACUGGCCUUGUUUGUCAUCACCUGCCUUGUCAUCUUCAUCCUGGCUUGCCACUUUCUGAAAAAUUCUUUCCUAAAAAAAAAGGUGUUCAUGGGAGCCGCUGUUGUUGCCCUGAUUUUCUGGCUGGCUCUGGACACAGCUCAAAGGCCAGAGCAGCUGAUCUCCUUUGCGGGAAUCUGCAUGUUCAUCCUCAUCCUCUUUGCCUGCUCCAAACACCACAGUGCGGUGAGCUGGAGGACAGUAUUUUGGGGCCUGGGCCUUCAGUUCAUCUUUGGGAUUUUGGUCAUCAGAACUGAACCUGGAUUUAAUGCAUUUCAAUGGCUGGGAGAUCAGAUACAGACUUUCCUGGCAUAUACUGUAGAAGGAUCCAGUUUUGUUUUUGGUGACACACUGGUCCAAAGUGUUUUUGCUUUUCAGUCUCUCCCAAUCAUUAUUUUCUUCGGAUGUGUGAUGUCUAUUCUCUACUACCUGGGCCUUGUGCAGUGGGUGAUCCAGAAGAUUGCCUGGUUCCUGCAAAUCACCAUGGGUACCACAGCUGCAGAGACCCUGGCUGUGGCAGGAAAUAUCUUUGUGGGAAUGACAGAGGCACCUCUGCUCAUCCGUCCCUACCUUGCAGACAUGACCCUCUCUGAAAUCCAUGCAGUGAUGACUGGAGGCUUUGCUACUAUAGCAGGCACAGUGUUGGGAGCCUUCAUAUCCUUUGGGAUUGAUGCAUCAUCCUUGAUUUCUGCCUCAGUGAUGGCUGCCCCUUGUGCACUUGCCUUGUCCAAACUGGUAUAUCCAGAAGUAGAAGAGUCCAAGUUCAAGAGCAAGGAGGGAGUGAAGCUGCCUCGAGGGGAAGAGAGGAAUAUUCUGGAAGCCGCGAGCAAUGGAGCCACAGAUGCCAUAGGCCUUGUUGCUAAUGUUGCAGCCAACCUGAUUGCCUUUCUGGCUGUAUUGGCUUUCAUCAAUUCUACCCUUUCCUGGCUGGGGGAAAUGGUGGAUAUCCAUGGACUCACUUUCCAGGUCAUCUGCUCCUAUGUCCUAAGACCCAUGGUUUUCAUGAUGGGUGUACAGUGGGCAGACUGCCCAUUGGUGGCUGAGAUAGUAGGAGUCAAAUUCUUCAUAAAUGAAUUUGUGGCCUAUCAACAACUGUCUCAGUACAAGAACAAACGUCUCUCUGGAGUCGAAGAGUGGAUCAAUGGCGAGAAACAGUGGAUUUCUGUGAAGGCUGAAAUCAUUGCAACAUUUUCUCUCUGUGGAUUUGCCAAUCUUACUUCCAUAGGAAUCACACUGGGAGGCUUGACAUCCAUGGUUCCCCAACGGAAGAGUGACUUGUGCAAGCUUGUGGUCAGGGCCCUCUUCACAGGUGCCUGUGUUUCCUUCGUCAGUGCCUGUAUGGCAGGAAUCCUCUAUGUUCCCAGAGGCGCUGAAACUGACUGUGUCUCAUUCUUAAACACAAAUUUCACCAGUAGAACCUAUGAGACAUAUGUGUGCUGCAGAGAGCUCUUCCAGAGUACUUUGCUGAACGGCACCAACAUGGCUUCUUUCUCAGGCCCCUGGCAAGACAAGGAGUCCAGCCUCAGGAAUCUUGCUAACUGCUGUGACCUCUAUACCAGCACUGUGUGUGCCUGAGGCUGGUGGGGCCAUUCCAUGACAGUUCUUAUAGAACAGAUUCGUGUUACCAAAUACAUGUUCAUGUACUUAGGCUUCCCAUUCUCCGAGAACUGCACUAAACUGCACAAAAUGAAAGUCCUGAUCUCACUGUGGCUCUGUAUAAAAACCAGGACCCACCUUUCCACUGGCGUGCCACAUAGCAGAUAGGAAAUUCAUUAUAGACCCUUCUGAGCCAAAGUAUGGUGGGAAUGUAGCUAAGGGGGAAAUAUGUGUGUGGUAAGUGCUAGGAUGGAGAUUCAACCCCUGGCCCGGGCCAGAGUGGGGAGAGUGGAGAAAUCCAAGUAGAUGCUUAGAUUUAACUUGGGGAUGGUGGCACACCCCUGUGGUCGCUUACCUGUAAGCUCAGGGCUAAGGGGAUUGCCCCAGAUCCAAGGCAAGCCUGGCCUGAACCCUGAAGUCUUUCACAGAAGUGAUAGAGUAGAGGCCAUGUCCUCGGGCAGGGAUGGAGGUGAGGGAAUAUAUUUCUAAAGUUAUAUGGGAAACACUUGUGAAUACUUAAUGACAACAUAUUUUUUUUAUUACCAAAGACUGUAUACUUAAAAACUCUUCAUUUUCAUAUAGUAAUAAAAAGAUUUCUGUGAUAAA